GCAAGCGCCAUGUUGAAGUCAUCACUGCCACUCAGCUCUCUCUUAUUCCUGCAACUGCUUCUGCUGGGGGUGGGGCUGAGCACCAAGGACACCCCAUCCAGUGGGAAUGAAGACAUCAUAGCUGAUUACUUCCUGACGGCUCCACCACCCGCUGGCACCCUCAGUGUCUCCACCCUACCCCUCCCAGAGGUUCAGUGUUUUGUGUUCAAUCGUGAGUACAUGAAUUGCACAUGGAACAGCAGCUCUGAGACCCAGCCUACCAACCUGACUCUGCACUACGGGUUUAAUAAACUCCAGGAAUGCGGUCAUUACCUGUUCUCUGGAGAGAUCACUUCGGGCUGCUGGUUUCCCCAAAACAAGAUCCAAGCCUACUUCUACUCCACAUUUGUUGUGCAGCUCCAGGAUGCCUCAGAACCGAGGAGGCAGGCCACAAAGAAGCUGAAACUGCAGAAUCUGGUGAUCCCCUGGGCUCCAGAGAAUCUAACACUUCGCAACCUAAGUGAAUUCCAGCUAGAAUUGACCUGGAAUAGCAGCUUGCCGAAUAACUGUUUGGAGUACCGAGUACAGUACCGAAGUAAUCUGGACCACAGCUGGACGGAACAAUCAGUGGGCCAAAGAAAUAGACUCUCUCUGCCUAGUGUGGAUGGGCAGAAACUCUACACAUUCCGUGUUCAGAGCCGCUAUAACCCUCUCUGCGGAAGCUCUCAGCUUUGGAGUGAAUGGAGUCAUCCAAUCAAGUGGGGAAGCAAUAAUUUAAAGACAGGGUCAGGAACCGAAACCAGUGCCUUACAACACACACAAGUAGAUAACUUUUCAUUGUUUAUGUGGGAGACUGUGAUUAUCCCCCUUGGCUCCAUGGCUUUGAUUAUUGGCCUCAUCUGCAUAUAUUGCUGUCUGAAAAGGGCCAUGCCCCGAAUUCCUACCCUCAAGAACCUGGAGGAUCUGGUUACCGAAUACCAUGGGAACUUUUCGGCCUGGAGCGGCGUGUCUAAGGGAUUGGCAGAGAGUCUGCAGCCAGACUACAGCGAACGGCUCUGCCACGUCAGUGAGAUUCCCCCAAAAGGAGGGGCCCUGGUGGAGGUGCCUGGAGGCUCCCCUUGCACCCAACACGGUCCCUACUGGCCCCCCAUGUGAUACCCUGAAACCUGAAACCUGAGUUCUGAAGUGGACAGAAUUAGAGUCCUGUCACCUUAAAUUGUACUAACUUCCAACCAGAGUGACUCCAAUGCCAGCCUUGCAGCAUCACAAUUCCCCAUCCCACUGCCGCUAAUUUUGAACGGUUCCCCCUCAUUCAUCAUUCUCACCUUUGCCCGGUGCCUGCUUCCAUCUCCCCUGAGCUAGCCUUCCUCUUCACAGCAGGCCACCCUGCCUCUU
Molecule: messenger RNA, 1374 nt
Organism: Sorex araneus (European shrew)
Lineage: Eukaryota; Metazoa; Chordata; Mammalia; Eulipotyphla; Soricidae
Gene: IL2RG
Product: interleukin 2 receptor subunit gamma
Exons: 9
Coding region: 10-1134 (374 amino acids)
Biological process (GO): cytokine-mediated signaling pathway
Cellular component (GO): external side of plasma membrane
Molecular function (GO): cytokine receptor activity; protein binding
Source: RefSeq, a predicted model, not a curated record